Messenger RNA from Cryptomeria japonica (Japanese cedar), 1303 nucleotides. RefSeq lists its product as uncharacterized. The transcript is spliced from 2 exons. Bases 525 to 1082 code for a protein of 185 amino acids. Gene Ontology annotation, molecular function: protein-disulfide reductase activity; oxidoreductase activity, acting on a sulfur group of donors, disulfide as acceptor. The record is from RefSeq and is a predicted model, not a curated record. NCBI's taxonomy places the organism in Eukaryota, Viridiplantae, Streptophyta, Pinopsida, Cupressales, Cupressaceae. Gene Ontology annotation, cellular component: cytoplasm.
CCACACAAAGUACCUCAUCUAAACUCCAAAGCCUUAGAUGAAUGGCUCGAAAAAUCUCAUACGAGCCCCAGUCCUAACCACAUAAAAUGAUACACAACACCGAAGAAGACAAAGGGCAAUUCUUUUGGGAUAUUGACUUUCACUAGGAUUUGGCCUAAUGUGUAGUUAAAUGGUGGUUCGAUUGCCCCAUAAAACCCACGUUGGUCUGUAAUUCUAGCUGUUAAUACUGAGUUUUUAUCUUCAGUUUUCCCCCAAAUCCAAAAACUGGCUAGCCCACUUGUUUUCAUUUUGUCAUUGGACAUUGUAGAUAUCCUACAAAAUCAGGUGUAAAAGCGCCUUUCACUUGUUAAUUCCCUUAACUUUAGUGGGUCUGUUAAACUAAACCUGUUUUGGCAUUUGGGUUCUCUGUCCUUUUAGGUCUCCUUACUUGGGUUUUCUAGAAAUCUGAAAAUUAAACUCUGUCUGCGAUUGGGUCUUUUGGGUCAUCUGUAGUACUAGUUAGCAUUUCUCUUUUGGGGACCUCAAUGGCUAUGGUAAUAGAGGCAGGGGCUCUAUCAUUAUCCUCCAGGGCUUCUAACGCAGUAGCCUAUGCAUCAGUCUUGCGUGGAAGGGUCUUCAGGGGGAACACGAGGUUGGGCAUGCCCACAUGUAGGGGAUUGAGGAUUGGAGGUCUUGAGAAGCGUCUAUCGGUUGCAUUUAAUGGGAAGAAGUUACGUGCCUCCAGGGGCAUUGUCUGUGAGGCACAAGAGACUGUUGCUACAGUUCAGGAAGUCAGUGACUCCACAUGGAAAACACUUGUCCUAGAGAGUGAUGUUCCUGUGCUUGUUGACUUUUGGGCACCAUGGUGUGGACCAUGUCGAAUGAUAGAACCCCUAAUAGAUGAACUUGCAAAGCAGUAUGCUGGCAAGAUCAGAUGCUUCAAACUUAACACAGAUGAGAGCCCACGUAUUGCAACUGAAUAUGGUAUCCGGAGCAUUCCAACUGUAAUGCUAUUUAAAGGUGGAGAGAAGAAAGAUACUGUUAUUGGGGCUGUGCCAAAAACUACCUUAACUGCAAGCAUUGAAAAGUAUGUAGAGUGGUAGAUCCUAGAGUUUAUGAAUGUAAUUUUGAAGAUAUUUUUUAUAUGAACACGCCCCAUGUCAAAUUGACUUUCUUUGCACUGAAAUUAUCAAACUUGGAUGUAGUUUUGCAAAGGAUUUCUGAGGGGAUUGGUUGUUUUUUAUGUAUAUACUUUAGAUUGAGUUUGUACUUUCUUUUGAUAUGGAAUUAAUUUACAAUGUAGAGGUAUAUAUACCUGGGUUCA